AUGGGCAUCAAGCAGCUCUUCCAAAUCAUCAAAGAGGAGGCUCCGGAUGCAAUCAAGGAAGGCGAGAUCAAAGGCCAGUUUGGCCGCAAAGUCGCCAUCGAUGCCUCGAUGAGCAUCUACAGCUUCCUCAUCGCCGUGCGAUCGGAUGGCCAGCAGCUCAUGAACGACAGCGGCGAGACGACUUCGCAUCUGAUGGGCAUGUUUUAUCGCACCCUCCGCAUGGUGGAGAAUGGCAUCAAGCCCCUCUAUGUCUUUGACGGCGCACCGCCGAAGCUCAAGUCUGGUGAGCUCGCCAAGCGAUUCCAGCGCAAAAAGGAGGCCACCGAGGGCCUCGAGGAAGCCAAGGAGACGGGCACGGCCGAGGAUGUGGAAAAGUUCUCGAGACGGACAGUGCGGGUGACGCGAGAGCACAAUGCCGAAUGCCAGCGCCUGCUUAAGCUGAUGGGCAUUCCCUACAUCGUCGCGCCGACCGAGGCCGAGGCCCAGUGCGCCGUCCUCGCUCGUGCGGGCAAGGUGUACGCCGCGGCCAGCGAAGACAUGGACACCCUGUGCUUCAACACGCCCAUCCUGCUGCGCCACCUCACCUUUAGCGAGCAACGCAAGGAGCCGAUCCAAGAGAUUCGACUGGACAAGGUCUUGGAGGGACUCAACAUGGAGCGGGAGCAGUUCGUCGAUCUCUGCAUUCUGCUCGGCUGCGACUAUCUCGAUCCUGUACCGAAGAUCGGACCGACGACGGCACUAAAGCUCAUCCGUGAGUAUGGGUCACUCGAGAAAGUUGUCGACGCGUUUGAGAAGGACUCGAAAAAGAAGUUCACCCUGCCCGAGGACUGGCCGUACAAGGACGCCCGGAAUCUGUUCUUCGAGCCCGAUGUCCACCAGGCCGACGAUCCCUUGUGCGACUUCAAAUGGGACAAGCCCGACACCGAGGGCCUGGUCCAGUUUCUCGUCACCGAGAAGGGCUUCUCCGAGGACCGUGUUCGCGGCGGCGGUGCCCGGCUGGAAAAGAACCUCAAGAGUUCUCAGCAAGCUCGUCUCGAGGGCUUCUUCAAGCCCGUGCCCAAAACGGAGGAGGAAAAGGCGGCGCACAAGCGGAAGUUGGAGGAGAAAAACGAGGAGAAGAAGAAGAAACUGAAGUUGGAAAAGAAGGAGAAGGCGGCGGCCAAGGCGAAGCCUCGUGGUGGAGGUGCCUAG
Drechmeria coniospora is the source of this 1191-nucleotide messenger RNA. RefSeq names its product Flap endonuclease 1. NCBI's taxonomy places the organism in Eukaryota, Fungi, Ascomycota, Sordariomycetes, Hypocreales, Ophiocordycipitaceae. The coding region runs from base 1 to 1191 and encodes 396 amino acids. Gene Ontology annotation, molecular function: 5'-flap endonuclease activity; DNA binding; 5'-3' exonuclease activity. The record is from RefSeq and is a predicted model, not a curated record. The transcript has 3 exons. Gene Ontology annotation, cellular component: cytoplasm; nucleus.